AAAACCCCCGAUCAGAUCGUCUAGAUCAGAAACUUCACAGCGACACAGUAUCGGUUUGAAAAUGAGACUUUCCGUCCUUUUUCUCGUUGCGAUCUCUAUGGCGUUGGCCGGGAGUGUUACCAUAAAGAGCUUGGUGUUUCCCGCUCAGACGAGCACCAGUUACACGGAGCUGGUCCCUCUGAGGCCCUUGAACGUGAACGCCUUCACCCUGUGCAUGCGUGUGGCCACGGAGGACAGCUCACAGCGAGACAUGAUUCUGUUCGCUUAUAGGACCGAAAGCACUGAUGAGCUGAACGUGUGGCGGGAAGUGGGCGACUGGUUGUCAUUGUACCUGACUUCAAGUGGAGAUGGUGUUUAUUUCAAAGUCCCUGUGCUCGGGGCCCUGGAGACUCACCUGUGUGUCACCUGGGACGCCAGUUCAGGUGCGGUUGCCCUCUUCCUGAAUGGGAGGAAAAGCUUGUUCAAAAUCUACAGGAAGGGUCACGUUCUCCAAUCUGGAGGCAGGGUCAUCCUCGGACAAGAUCUAGACAGUAUGUCGGGGGAUUUUGAUGCCAGUCAGAGUUUUGUCGGGGAGAUCUCUGAUGUGAACAUGUGGGACUCUGUCCUCUCAGCCAGCACCAUCCAAGACCUGUACUCCGGGAUGAGAGCACCAAGAGGAAACAUCUUCGACUGGGAAACAGCUGUGUUUGACGUGUAUGGGCAGGUAGAGGUUGUUUCUCGUGAGCUGUAGAUUUAAUGCUCACACACAAACAUGCAGGAAUAAUGUGGGAAAUGUAGCUACAACUGUGAAGUCACAGCCAUGAAUUCAUUUCUUACUUCAAAUUAAAGUCCUGCUGUAAUUCUUCAGUCCAAUAAAACUUGCAUUGAUGA
Molecule: messenger RNA, 870 nt
Organism: Seriola dumerili (greater amberjack)
Lineage: Eukaryota; Metazoa; Chordata; Actinopteri; Carangiformes; Carangidae
Product: pentraxin fusion protein-like
Exons: 4
Coding region: 62-730 (222 amino acids)
Source: RefSeq, a predicted model, not a curated record